AGUGUUCCUUGGCUCUCAUCAUCCCAGAGCGGCUCCAGCCCUUCCUUCCAGGCACUUCCUUCCUUCCUCCUCAGUAUUGGGCUGCUGGGAGGGCUGUGAGGAUAUAAAGUUGGGGCAGAGUGAGAAAUGACACAGACUUGUAUUAGCGGAGCUCUCAGAACUUCUCCGCUCCGCUCUUUAGACUUUGCGCUGCGCCAGGCACCCCGCUCCGCGCCCCGCUCCUCCUCUCCUCCAGCGCAACAUGCGGUCCCUCUGCCUCCUGUGGGCUCUGCUCGCCCUGGCACAGUCGGCUCCUGUGGAUGAAGUCAGCUCCACCUCGGAGUUCGUAUGCCUGGACACAGACUGCUACUCCAUAUCCUGGGAGAAGAAGAAAUUUACUAAAGCCAAGACUGUGUGCGAAGCGAGGAACGGGCAGCUGAUGACAGUGCGGAACUCGGUGCAGGCAGAUGUCAUCUCUAUGUUUCUCCUGAAAGGAGAGAAGGAGGUCAAGGUCUGGAUAGGACUGGAACAGCCCUUUAAAAAUCGAUGUACAGAUGUCUUCAAGCCUCUGAGGGGCUUCACAUGGGUGAGUGGAGACAGUGAUACAGACUACACCAACUGGAGGGGCCCUGGGGAGAAGAAGUGUGGGGCCCAAUGUGUCACUGUCCACAAGGAUGGCACUUGGGGAGAGACUGACUGUGAUUCCAAGGCUGAUGGGUACUUGUGUGAAUUAAAUUAUAAAGAUUUGUGCAACCAACUUAACCUGAUACCAGACUUGAACAUCACGUAUUCGCACACGUCCCUUGGCCUUGGCCGUAGUGGGGGUUAUGUUUUCCCACUGGGCACCCAUGCCCACAUAUCCACCAUUCAGGACUCUCUGCAAUGCACCAGAGAUGGUGAUGGGCCAAUGCAAUGGAGGCGUCUAACCCCAGGACCUUGGGAUUGCAGUAUAGAGAAUGGGGGCUGCGAGAAUGAUUGUGUGGUGGAAGACGGCACCCCUAAAUGUACAUGCCCCCCAGAGACACAACUGAAAGAAGAUAGCCGGACUUGUGUCGAACCGUGUCACCCCAACCCUUGUAGUCAACUUUGUUCUCCAAUAUCCGACUCGCCCGGAUUCAUUUGCAUAUGCCUAGAGGGCUAUAAUCUUCUAGAUGAUGGAAGGACUUGUAUAGAUAUCGACGACUGUGCGGACAAACCCAACAUCUGCGACCACCACUGUACCAACACCAUCGGUAGCUUCGUCUGUGGCUGCAAACCUGGAAUGGAUUUGGUGACCACCCCCGACUGUGAUAACGCAGACGGGUGUCCAUCGGAAUGUGUGGACAUCAACGAGUGUGAAGGUCCAACGGCCCUGUGUGAGCAGGACUGUGAAAACUUCGAGGGGGGCUACCGGUGUUUCUGCUUCGAAGGCUUUGUGGUGGACAAGCAAAACCCCAACAAGUGCAAAAGGUUCUGCAACACUUCCAGCUGCAAGGCCGAGUGCGACCACAACGACAUGCACAAAUGCGAGUGUCCAGAUGGCUACAUAGUGGACCAGGACGAUGACGAGAAGACCAUCUGCACUGACGUCGAUGAAUGCGAGAAUAACCCUUGCGACUAUGGCUGUACCAAUUUAUUUGGGUCCUAUAAAUGUACCUGUCCGGAGGGUUAUAUAGUCCAUGGCGCCGAAUGCAAAUCUGAGGGCAAACGCAAGCCUCCUCCGCCAGAUAUCCACAGCCUACAGCCGGCCAUGUUGCUGGGGAUAUGCAUUGGAGUUAUAUCCAUAUUAACUGUCCUGAUAGCCAUCCUGUGCCACAUGCUGAGGAAGCACUACAUGGAGCAGCAUGCCUUGGACUACAAGACGAAACAAUCUGAGUCAGAUGUCAGACUGCAGCAAGUGAAGACAGAUGCACAGAGGAAAUAUUAAUGCCAUAGACUCUUCUUCAUACCUGGAACUUAUAGACUAUACCAUGCUGCCUCUGGGUACAGUGAGUAGAUAUAGCUAAAAACUUUGGCCCUAAAGGGCAACCAAAAGGCAAAACUCCAUCGGGUUUUUAUUGCCGUCACCUUCUCUAGUGACCUGAAAACCAGAAUGAGUGAAAAUCCCAAAUUUGGUGGUCACCAGAAGAGGAAUAGAGGGGAAACCUUCAGAUGGGGACACUAGUUCUGGUGACA
Molecule: messenger RNA, 2133 nt
Organism: Rana temporaria (common frog)
Lineage: Eukaryota; Metazoa; Chordata; Amphibia; Anura; Ranidae
Product: thrombomodulin-like
Exons: 1
Coding region: 242-1885 (547 amino acids)
Biological process (GO): cell migration
Cellular component (GO): external side of plasma membrane; extracellular matrix; membrane
Molecular function (GO): extracellular matrix protein binding; transmembrane signaling receptor activity; calcium ion binding
Source: RefSeq, a predicted model, not a curated record